This is a messenger RNA of Numida meleagris (helmeted guineafowl), 5411 nucleotides long. RefSeq names its product leucine, glutamate and lysine rich 1 (gene LEKR1). The coding region runs from base 170 to 2197 and encodes 675 amino acids. The transcript has 14 exons. Lineage: Eukaryota; Metazoa; Chordata; Aves; Galliformes; Numididae. The record is from RefSeq and is a predicted model, not a curated record.
CUGGUGCAAUGUGAGGCCACCACCACUUGUCCUGUUGCUGUUACCUGGGAGAAGAGGCCGACCCCCACCUCGAUGUGACCUUUGCUGCCAGCAUCCUGCAAUGCAGGCCCCAGGAGGACCGAUGGCCCCUCUGUGACUGCCACGCAGGUGGCACCACUGGUGUUUGGUGAUGGAAUCGGGUCUGGACCACGCUCAGUUUCUCACACUGGAACACAACACCCUCUUGGCACCACAGAUGUCUCGGGAUCAGACGGUGUGUAAGUACUGUGGCGUCAGCUAUUUGAUACUUCAUGAAUUUAAGGUGAUGGAAGAAAAAAUAAAAGCGAUGGAAAAGGAGAUUAAAUUUUAUGAAGGAAGUAUAGAACGGGAAAAAGGACUGCAAGAAGAAUUGCAGGCUCUUUACCAAGACCUUGAACGCUGUCGAGCUGAUGGGGAAUCUAAAACAGAAAGAAUAACAAGCCUAACAAUGGAGUUAAAAACCAAACAAGAUGAACUAAAAAACAUGAAAGAAGACUUGCGCUAUUUCCAGGAAGAAAAGGAAGCUGCCCAUAAGCAAUCCCAGGUGCUCAGAACUACACUGGAACACCAUUGCUCAACUCUGAGCAGGGCUGUCUCACUGUUUCCUUUCAUCAGAAGAGAGCUAGAAAGUGUUAAAGAAGUUGUGUCCAGUAACCUAGAGAGCUGGGCUGCCCUGAAAGAAGAAAUUUUUCAGCAGAUAAGAACUGUUAGCAAAGAAGCUUUGACAGAAAUACCCAAACUGACUCAAAAGUUAGCAAAAUCGCAGAGGGAGAACGAGUGCCUUCAGGAAAAGGUAAAACAUCUGACUCUGGUGGCCGAUACAGUUGAGCUGAAAACUCAACAGCUUCAAACUUCUCUUCAGCAAGGGAGUGAGCUACAAAGCAGAUGCCGUGAGCUACAAAAGGAAACAUUAGAUUUAACAAAUCAAGUGGAGACCACUGAACUCAAGCUGAAGAAGGUAACAGCUGAGAUGGAUCACUACAAAAAGCUGCUGAUGGUGAAAUCAGCAGAACUUGAUGUGUGUCAAAAUGAACUGAAAAAAAUGAAAAAUGAAAAUGGAAUUUCUGAGUCAAGGCUUACAAAAGAGCUCAAGGAAAAGGAGGAAUCUCUUCUGAUUUGCCAACAAGUAUGCAAACGUUUGCAGGAAGAGGUGGCUGAGAAGGAGAGGAGAGAAGGAGAUCUAAGAAGAAGAACCAGUCAAUCAGAAAGCGAACUGGAAACGCUUAAAGCUCUUCUUACACAAACAGAGGAGGAAGUGGUGAUGUUGAAGCAAGAAAGGGAGUUAAUGCUGAUUUCUCAUCAGAACAGAACAGAACAGCUGCAGGAAACAUUAAGGCAGAAGAUGCGGAAUGAAGAUAACUGGAGGGAGAAGGUGGAGAUUGAUCUGGCGAAAGGUGAAGCACGACACAAAGAAGCAAUGCUCAAAGUCAAAGAGGAAGCCAGAGUGGAACUGGACACUGAACGGCAAAAGCAGCAAGAAUUAAUCACAAAAUAUCAGAGAGACCACGAAGAGCUCCAGAAGAAGAUACCUGAGUUAAUAUCCAGUGCCACCAGCAGCUUACGGAAGGAGAUGGAAAUGCUUGAAAAGAAGCUACAAGAUGCCCAGAUCAAACUUGCAGAGAAAGACGAAGAUAAAGAGAAAGAAAUUCAGAGCCUUAAAAGGCUAAUUGCUGAACUCGAAUUUCAGCUGAAGGUGGAAAAGAACAAUAAUGAAUCAUUUCUGGAUAGCAUGAGGAAAGAAAUGAAACGCAAGUCGGAUGAACUGGAAGAAUUAACCCAGGAGAGGACACAGCUGAUUCACAAUUUGAGUCGAGUGCAAGAGGAGAACGCUUUUCUCCAGGAAACGGUGCGCAGAGAGUGCGAGGAACGCUAUGAGCUGACUGCAGCUUUGACUCGAGCCAGGGAACAAGUCCUGCAACUCAGAAAGCUGAGUGGAAACUUCCCGUUAUCGCCGCGUUCCCUGGCUCAGGGCAGCCUAACCUCCUCCGCUGCCCUGCGCGCCGAUUACGGACGCAGCAGCCGCCCAGGCCCCGGCCCAGGCAGGGCCAUGCAUCCCUCCGGGCAGGUCGGUAUUCCCCGAGCCGUGCAGGCACCCGCGGGCAGGCCCAGCAGCGUGGCUUUGCCAGCUCUCAGGGGCCGGGAGACGGCGGCCAGGAGAAGGCAGCGGAGCCAGCUGUGACACGUGGGGAAGCUCUGCGGCGUGUCAGCCACCGUGCUGCAGGCUCUGGGCAUCAGGGGUUGCCUGGUGAACUUCAUGCCUUUCUGUGGCUGAGAAUUAAGUUACAUUCUGAUACGUUUUUUGACGCAAUAAUGUUUGUUUGUCCGUUGCAUAUCAGUGUAAUUAAAUGCUAUCUGCGUUCCAAGGCGUGGAAAGUAAGAAAGAACAAAAAAAAAUUGCCUCUCCAAAAGGUGCACGUAUUCAUGAAGUGUAAUUAAAGUAAUUGCCAACUUCAAAUGCCGUUCUCCCUCAAGCACUUUGUUGGAAUUUUCCCAUUUUGCGUGUUGUCCCUUGGAACUUCACUGUGCAUUUCUGGUGUAAAAAAUGCAAUUUGUUCGGUUAGAGGCAGAUAUUGGCUGUUAUUUCAUGGAGCAGUGUGCUCCCAUCGCCUGGGCAGCCACCCCCAGAGACUGCAGCCAUCUUCCCCAAAGAACCAGCGGGGACCUGAGCUACUCGGUGGGGGUAAGUUGGAAGGGAACAUCCUGGGGAUUCUCAGAGCACGUGAGCAGCAGAUGACUGAGGUUGCCUGCUCCCGGCUGAGUUUUAGAACUGGGCUCUUUCUACAUUCAGAGAUGUGGAGUUGCUGCUUCACAGGAUGCUUGCAAACACAAAUACAUUUGUACUUGACCUCAUUAUUUCUGAGAGAUGAGAUAGCCCUGUGUGUGACAAACUGACUACCAAAGUCCACGUCGUUAGUGCUGAAGCAAAUUAGAAAAGCUUUGCUGAAUCCAAUGGCGUAGCAGGGAAUGUAUUUCAUCUAAUAAAAUAAGUGGGAGAAGCGACCAUUGUAGAUUUAGCAUCUCAGGCUAGAUUUUAAGGUGCACUUUGUCUUACUCAGCUUCUGCUCCCACUGAGCCUUCACUGAUCCUUACCAUUUCUGAUCCUCGGCCGAUCUCAGUGGUAGCAGCUCAAAAAUCUUCUACUCUCAAAUUGAGAAAGCAACAAAAAUUCAGUGGCAACCAUCAGUCAUACACACAGCGGAGAUACCUGGAAGCAAAGUCACAAGUAAGUGGCUUUGGUCACUUUUUGUUUUUGUUUUUGUUUUUCUUACAGAUGUUGAAAAAUGGAAAUCUGAAAGAUGUGGAAGUAACUCCACACUGAAACACAGCUUCAUGAAAUCCGUUUUUCAGCAAUAUCCCCAGAAGCAUGAAGAAUGACUGGAUGUUCCCUUCUGUGCUUGCUGGGAAUGACGAAUUUUUGUUGUUGUUGUUUAGGAGAAAUCCUGACUUCCUUGAGCUUGAAAACUGUUGUUCUGUUACCCACCUGCAGUCUUCCUGUGCUGAAGGAACAGAUCUUCACUGAGGCAGCCCGUGAAAUGGAAAUGCAGCUUCCUGGAGGCAGUGCGUCUUGUCGAAGCGGUGUCAUUUAUGAAUGGGUUUUUCUUAUGCUGGACCUUGCACUCUAGGACUCACGGCACAAGGGAAUACUGGAAACCACAAAGUUGGAACAAAUCGGCCUCUGUGGCUCCCGAGCUGCCUGCAGGAAGCAGCCGUCCUUUCACCCCUCAAGGUUGCAGGAAAGUGGCCUAUGGCUGCGAGUUUGCCUCAUGCAAAGGCUGCUCCGUUGUUCCUUGGCAAAGCUGAUGUUGUUGCCUGUUGAGAGCAGAGUCCUAAAUCUUUCCAUAAAGCAUUGACUGCGCUGGUAGCUGCCAUGUUGCAUAGCAGGACAGGAGGCUGGAGUGUGCGGCAGGGUCGGGAGUGGUUCUGUGAGGAAGAAAGCAGAGUUCAGGAAAAAAUCACCGUGGGGUUUUAGCGGCCUUGAAAGCAUGGAAAUAGAAGCUGGAGCUGGACCCAGUGCCAUAUGUCAUUGCAAUGUAUUAAUCAGAAGGAGAUACAGGCAGUCUUUCGUUUAAAGAAGCAGUUGUGCCCUGAGAUAUUCUUUGCUUUAAAUCCAUGAUUUUGGCUCCUGGUGUUUUAUAAGUUCCCUUUAAAGCCUGUAGCGUGCUGCAGAAAGCACUGUCCACUCCUAAUGCAAAAUAAAGAGUGUAAGAAUGAAACCGGGAAAUUUCCUGUCUCAGGCAAAAGCCGCACAUCUUUAUUUCAGAAUUAAACAGCUGUUUAAAAUGGGGACUUAUUUACAGAAUGAAAAGUUGACGUUAGGUUGUGUCCUUAAUUGCUGCAGGUAUGUAAGUUUAUUCUGCUAACAAAAGGAUAAAGUCAGUAUGCAACUGUAGGGGCGUGAAGUAAUGGAACCAAACGUGCUUAGCACUUGUGUGGCUUUUUUCAUCCUCAAAGCAUAGUCCAAAAUUAAUUUUGAUGGGAUAAUAAAAAGGAUGCUGUAAAAGAUGAAUGCCGAAGAGGUUUUAACACCGGAAAUACAAUUUGUGUGAUGGAAAAUAGGGGCAUCUGGCAUUGCACUGUGAACUGUUCCCAGAUAAUGAAAAGAAACCUCUUCCAAGCAAGCGUGGCCAGAUCCAGCAGGGUGUUUUUGCUCCUCUCUAUCUCAAGAGAUACCUCCUAUCUACUGUCAGGAGUGAGCCACAAACCUUCCGGAGCUGCAGUUUUCCAUCUGGAACCUUGGAUUGCUGCUGAAUUAAGUCCCUGCAGAUCCGUUACGUGACUGAUGAGACUGAUGCAGUAGACUUCACCCUGAAAGCAAUUGAGCAAAGGUAUCAAUCUCAUGAGCAGACAGAUUUGAACAACGUUAUGAUUUGAUUCCUACAUAAUUCCAAGAACUGACCUGCUCUGAAAAACCCUUUGGAGUACUGGAAUUGGACCACUGCAUUGUCAUCCCCAUGGAACACCCAUUUGAGCGAUUGUCACUGUUGGAUAUGUCCUUCACUUCUGAGCCAUUAACAACCUUGGGGGUGAAAAAGAAGAAAACACAUUCUCAGGGUAACUAAAGCAAGCCUCCUGUUACCAUCCACUACUUUAAAAAAACAAUGUAAAUUUAUGGGAUUAAUUGCACCUACACGCUUACCAUCGUUGAUUGAAUCUACCCCUCUUGAACACUUUGAAGCCUGAUCCUCGCUGCUGUCAUUGUUACAUGUUAUUAACUAGCCCUAGACAUGUAACAUGUGUGAGAAUGCCGCUCCCUCCUCAAUGACAUACCCCUACUGAACCUAACAUAUGAUUUACCAUCGUACUUCUAACAUAACUCAGCUUCUCGGUGUUUAACCAACCAUUAUUUUCAUUCACUUCUGCAAAACCUCUCAUCAAAUAAAACCCCGAAACUA